UUAUGAUCGGCCCUUAAUACUGCACUUAACCCUGCCAUUUCCAAGUCGUGCCCAUUUUACCAUAUAUUUUUUUUUUUCGAUUAAAAAAAAAUUUUUUGAAAAUUCGCUCAUUUUACAUAAAUAUCGACUGAAGUUUUUUCUGGUCGCUUGUUAAACCUCUGAAGUUAAAUAAAAUUGAACCGAAAUAAUCAUAAAUUGUAUCAGUAGGAAUAAAAUUAUUUUAUUUAAGUAUAGUGUUCUAUAUUGUAUUAAAUCUUAAUAUUACAAUUAUUUCUCUCAACUCAGUAAUUAUUUUCCGGUUUCUUAAUAGUACUAUGUUGUUUGGACUUUUGUGAUGAAGAAAAAGACUUUACCUCCACUACAAAAUUCAGUAAUGGUGUAAUUUGAUGAGUUUUUUGUGUUGCUGGUAUUGCUUUAGCACUUUUGAACCGUUCUUCCAAUUGUUAUUUCAUCGAAUUGUAUUCUUCCAUUUUUGAGAAUCGAAUAUUUAUAUUUGGUAAGUUUCUUAAGCACCACUCAAAUAAUUGAAUCGUUGUCAGUAUCUGUCGAUGAGGUGGCAACUGCAGGUUAGCACGUGCAGCCAUUCGUUUUAAGAUUCCACCUAUUCCAUCACACGGUCCUUUGCCAUGUGCCGUAGCACAAAAGUCUCACUCAACAGUUAUUCUAGGCUCUUUUACAAUAAAAUUGUAUGGCAAAAGAGCCUUCAAUUUUUCACCAAAAUCAUCAACAAAAUCAUUCGUGUUCUUUAUUGUCGUUCCGAAGGUUACUUGUGGAGUAGACACCCAUUUUUUUUAAAUGAAUAUCAUCAAUUCCAUUAUUCUCCAUCUGAGUUAAUAAAUGUGUUUUCGCGUUUUCAACGCCUGGACAAUUACAACAAUUGUUAAAGAAACAUUCAGGUAGAUCAAUCAUUGUAGGUUUAUAAUGAUAAAUUCGACCCUGCAGUUAAUAAUGAAAAGUUGACGCCUGUUGGAGAUAUGAUUAAAAAUAUUUUAAGCCAAUAAAAUUAAUUACAAUUAUUCUAAAUAACAAUGUUCAUUAAUCGAAUAAUUCAUAUCAAUGUCAAUUUUACUUCUCUAGUUUUUAAUAUAGCUAAGAUCAUUCAUUUAAUAUUUUGAUGAAUAGAGCAAUCACAAAAUGUAUGAAUACCAUAUCUGCCAGCUAAAAUACAAUGCUUUGGACGCAGAGAUGCAAAAGAUGAAUCCAAUUUUGAUUUCUGGAUAUCUUGAGUUGAUAAUUUUAUGCAACACUUUCAAAUUACAAAGUACUAGACGUUUCUGACAUUUAACUUUUAUACCAUCAUCGUUACGUACUGAAAUAAAAUCUUUUUUCCCUGGCAUUAUACUAAUCAUUUCAUUGUUAUUAUAAAAAUUUGUUACAGAUGACACUACUUCAUCAGUUAAUUCACGGCCUAAUAAUUCGUUUACAUCAGAGGAUUUAUGAACAUUUUCGUGUUAAUAAUCUAAUAAAAUUUAUUUGCAGUAUAAUAUCCUACCAGUUUUUUCAGGUACUGAUAAUAUUCUAUCAGCAGCAACAAGGUUUUUUGCUACCCGUACCAUAUGCUCACUUGCACUCAUCACUAUCAUAAUAUUAUAAACACUCCAACUUGGUGGUAAAAGAGUCAAAAUUGGGACGUAUGUAGACCUACUCGUAUUGAAAUCAUUAAAUUUAUUUCUCAUACUGUUUAAGAUUUCUGAAGCAUCUACAUUGCUGAAUUCAUCAUUUACUUGACUUUUUACCCCUAAUGCUGUUCACAAAUUUCGAGCGACACGAGUAACUUUAUCAUUUAAAUACGUGUCAAAAGCUCUUCUAUUUGCAGAAACUUAAGAUUGAUUCCAUAACGCUAACGCUUCAUCAAUAGUCGGAAGAGUAACACUAAGACUCAAUUCAGAUAUUGAUCAACUACUUUGCUGAACAAGUAAUUCUUGACCACUUGAAGGUGGUUCUGAAAAAACAGAAAAGUUACGAACUGAAACAAAUGAAAUAUUUAAGAUGUAUACCUGAAAUAACAAAAUCUGGUGAUUCGUUGAGAUAAAUUGGUUCGUCAUUUAAAUUUUCAUCAGUACCAAAGCUCUCAUUACAUUCAUUAUCAGUGUCAUCAGGUAAAGCCUCAGCAUAUUGUCUCAGUAAUUUUUUAUGACAUGCACUACAUACACGGUCACUGGUAGAUAAACUGAAGUGAACAAUUGAAUACCCAGGCAGACCACGUGGAGAUAAUUUUUCAUUGUAUUUCACAAGAAUCAAUGAAAUACAGCAACGAUUAAAAAAUUUCGGCAUGAUAAUGAAAAAAAUCAAUUUCAAAUUAUCGUUGUUUAUUAAUAAGUUGUCUGUUAUACUCAAUAUACCCUUAAAACUGAUGAAAUCAUCAACAAGAUUGCCAACAUGGCUGAGAAGAAUGUCAAUCGUCACAGCACUGAUAAUAAUGAUGAAACAAGUAGACUUCAGUUAUCACAAGAGAUGCGGCAGCAGAACUUUGAUAGUAUACGCUUUGCGUCAUAUCGUACAGCAUGUAAACUUCGAUUUAUACAGAAAAAAGUUCAUCUUCACAAUGUAGAUAUUUGGAAUGUUAUUGAAGCGUUUAGAGAAAAUGGUUUGAACACAUUGGAAUCGUCGUACAUGUUAAGUGUUUCAAGACUGGAAACCUUAUUAUCUUCGUUGUUUCAUGCACUUAAUAAAAGAGUCCCAAUAAAUCAGCAAUGUAAAGUUGAUGCAACAACAGCCCUACUAAUGAACUGGUUAUUGGUUACAUAUAUGAGCGGCGAAAACAAUAAGGUAACAGUAUUUUCAAUUAAAGUGGCAUUAGCAACUUUAUGUGCAGGAAAACUUAUCGACAAGUUCCGUUAUAUUUACUCUCAAAUAUCGGAUAGUAAUGGACAUAUGAUGCACUGGAAGUUUACCGAAUAUUUAAAAGAAAUUUUAUCUUUACCUGCUGCGGUAUAUGAAACACCGUCUUUCCCAUAUUCAGAAGAUCUUAGUAACUCAAUUUUUAAACCAGAUUCAAAGGUUACGGUUAACAAUUUUCUCGAUACAUUUAUGUCCGAUGCUGGGCCUCAUUGUUUGAUAUGGUUGCCAUUGUAUCAUAGAAUAGCGAAUGCUGAAUCAGUUUUUCAUCCUAUAAUGUGUGACGCGUGUCACAAAUCCAAUUUUUCAGGAUUUCGGUACCGGUGUCAAAAAUGUAUCUCAUAUCAAUUAUGUCAAGAUUGUUUUUGGCGAGGUAAAGUGUCCGGAGGGCAUACAAAUGAUCACGAAACGAGAGAAUAUAGUAGUUUUAAGUCACCGAGCAAGCAAAUUGGGCAUUCAUUACGAAAGAGCUUUAGAUGUGUGCCAGAAAAAGAAAAGAACAGUCUUCCUAGAUAUCCCGAACAACCAGAAAGGACAUUAGAUCUAUCUCAUAUUGUGCCACCAUCUCCGUUGCCAUCUCACAAUGGAUUUCAAGAUGCAGGAUUUUCUAUUGGGUUGGAUACUGCAUCUUUGGAUAGCCAGUUAACCUUGAAAAGUUUUGACUCUUCAAGGCUUGACGACGAACAUAAGUUGAUCGCCAAGUAUGCCCAUCGGCUAGCUCAAGAAGCUAGGACAGUGCCGCGAACUUCAUCUAAGGUGUCUACCUCUGAAGAAUCUCAAGGCAAAUCUUCUUCAGACAUCAAUUUAAGUUCUGUAGAUGCUGCUCAUGCUCAACGUGAACUUAUAAACCAACUGGAAACGAAGAAUAAGGAAAUCAUGCGUGAAAUAGCUAGAUUAAGAAAACAACAAGAAAUGGAGUCAACUGAAAUGAAUGAUCCUGCACUUAUGACUGAACUUCGUGCAUUGAGAUUAAGAAAAGAAGAAUUAGAAUCGCACUUAACAAGCUUGCAGGAUUCACGAAAACAAUUAAUGAUGCAGUUGGAAGGGCUAAUGAAAAUGUUGAAGAAUCAUCAGACUUCUCCACAGUCGACUCCUAAUAGCUCACCAAGAAGUACAAAGUCACCUCCUCUUCUACAAGGAGGAAUGACCAAUAGUAAAUCAGCACCUUCUACCCCAGGAAAUUCACUAGUCACAUCACAACAAGAUUCUCAACCAGCCGAAUUUUUGAUAUCCUCACCGAAUUUUCAAAAUCCACCAUCGAGUUCGAAUCUACCGAUCAACAUUAUACUAGGAGUACAUAAUGGAGCACCUGAUAAUCUAUCUUGUGUAGGAGGAGAUGUAAGGUCAGCAUUCCGAACCAAUAGCUUACCCAAUAGUGGGUCAAGCAGUGCCAACAAUACUUUAGGUAGAUCACUCCGUAAUGACCUUUUAGUUGCUGCGGAUAGUGUAACAAACGCUAUGUCUACUCUUGUUCGAGAGUUGAAUUCAGAUUCCAGUUCAGAAGAGACACCCAACAAUAGUAGUCAUUGUAUUACUCAAGAAAAUAGCGAUAUUGAAGCUGGUAUAAUUGGAAAAGACAAAAAUGAGGAAAUGAAUUUUUGGCGUGAUGAUCUUCAACAGCGAUGUCAACAAGAAAAUAUUCCUCAAGAAAAUCUUUUGAUUCGAAAUAUGAAGGCAUUUCAAAAUUCCAAAGGAUCACGAUCUCAUGAAAAAACCCAGGAUGCAGAAGAAUUUCGUAAAGUUCACAAAAUAAUCAAACCGCAAGAAACACUAAACUAAAAAUAAUCUAUUUUGCAGAUAGAUCAACUCAUCAAUAAGAUUGAAUCAAUUUAAAGAAAAUCAUAUUUGCAACAAUCUUGAAAAUGAACGUUUUCAAAAUAAUUUUUUUAUGUGUUGCGUAACUACAAAUAAAAGAUAUAUGGUGAAUAGUUAGAUAGUAACCAGACUGCAUAAAGUGAUUCAUAACCAUUUUCGCACUUUAUAUUACGUUCAAUCAGAUUUAUUGAACGUCUCUGAAAAGGGACAGCUUCAUCACAACGAUAGAUUCUUUUUUUUUAAAUAAAUAGCAAUAAUUGAUAAAUGUGAAAAAUGAUUUACUCUUUUCUCACUGCAAAAUAAAUGUAUAAUUGCUUUA
Messenger RNA from Microplitis demolitor, 4972 nucleotides. RefSeq names its product dystrobrevin beta. The transcript is spliced from 16 exons. Gene Ontology annotation, biological process: synaptic signaling. Lineage: Eukaryota; Metazoa; Arthropoda; Insecta; Hymenoptera; Braconidae. Gene Ontology annotation, cellular component: synapse; plasma membrane. The record is from RefSeq and is a predicted model, not a curated record. Bases 2380 to 4617 code for a protein of 745 amino acids. Gene Ontology annotation, molecular function: zinc ion binding.